Molecule: messenger RNA, 3035 nt
Organism: Pocillopora meandrina
Lineage: Eukaryota; Metazoa; Cnidaria; Anthozoa; Scleractinia; Pocilloporidae
Source: the annotation of a GenBank genome assembly
AUGGCAUUUCAGAUAACUUUUGGUAGAGCAGAAUUUUUGUUAUUCUCUGAAACUGGGCCUAAAGAAAGACAAUGUAUUGUCAUUCUAAAAGCUCUAAAGGAAAAAUACUUUCAUGACUCAAAAGUCUUCACAUCUCAUUCCAUCAAAAUGGUGUUUUUCUGGCAUUUAGAAUCAACACCUCUGGCAAAAAGACAGGAAAUGGGAAGAGGUGAAUUACUCGUGCACCUUCUGGACAAAUUAACUGCAUUCCUGGAGAGCAAUAAUUUGCCUCACUUUUUUAAUCCACAUGCUAAUAUGUUGGAAGGUUUGAAUGCAUGUGACAUAAGUUCUACACUUAAGGAGUUGAAAAGAGUUCAAAGAAACCUUUUAGAUUAUUUGACCUCUGAACUCUUUCAAGAGGAGUAGUUGAGAGCUAAUGGUGAUGAUUUAGUUCAAAAAGUCUUGCAGUUUGUUUAAAUAUUUUAUUCCCAAAAGUGAAUUUCUCCUUAUAACAUUGACAUAUUUUUAAGCAAACAAGUAAUGAGGAGUGAAAAAUUUAUUAAAAAGGAAGAUAUUGUUUGAUUUAUACCAAAUUCUCAGGUCCAAAAUUGUAAGAAAACUGAGGCCAAGAGUAUGAAGAAUUUAUUCUUUGACCUUGGAAGGGAAGAGGUUGAGAGAAAAGGAUGUUUCAUGAACAUGACAUGCAUUUUUCUGAUGACUACUGUAGAAAUCUCUCAGCCAUGUUCUCAAUGACUAUUUUUACAUAAUUUAGUCAACUUGAGGGUGUAAUUGAAUGGUUCCAUAGUAAAUAGUGUUAAAGCAGGUAUUAAUUUGUUAAGUUUAUAAUUGUGAAAAUAAAAUAUUUGUUUAAAUUUAGCCUUCACAUUGAAGUCUCACUAACCCAAAGAUUUUCAAUAAUGCACUAGUACAAGUCUGUUCAGGUGUUCAAAACAUUAGUUACUGUCAACCAGUCCUGUCUUGAUCUCAUUAAACAGUUGACUAUGGCUGACACUCGUGUUCUUGGACAAGACUUGUUACUCUAUCCACUUGAAGUGUAGACUGGCUUUAGAGAGCUAUCAAGGAAAUCCUCAAAUAAAGGCCUGGAGGUUAUAUGUGAUGGAUCAGCUUCCCAUCCAUGCAAAGCUUGUUCCAAGUGUUUGGUUAGUGAAACAGAGGGCCCUGCUAAUUAGUGCAAUAAUAUCACCAGCAAGCAGAAAGGAUAUGGGAUGGAUCAGGAUGCAACCCAACUUCCCUUUUUUCUUUAAUCUGACCUAGGCCUCCCUCACAUUUUGCCACAUGACUCCCUUCUAGCCAUUUACUGAUGCACCCAGUUUCCAAACCAAACACCUACAUUAAGCAUGUCCAGCAAUAGCUGGCUUUUAAAAGCUACUUGGCUGAAAGAUUUUACCUAGGGACAGGUAUUCGUUUGGGGCUAGGAAGAAAGGGUAAUGCAUGAGCCAAUGGUCAGCAAGAUCUUCUACAAUAGAACCCUGCUAAAUCAACUCACUCAAGAUCCAAUUUCCCAUGACCCAUCUUUCCAGGCAUUUACUAUCAGCUAACUCAAAUAAUUUUUGUUUCCUUUGGCAGUUUGAGUUAGUGAGGUUCUUCUGUAUUGUGUUCAUCAUUCAUCUCUGUGUUAAUUUGCAUGGGAGGAGCCUUCUCAUUGGCUAAUGUUAUGUGAAGAAAAGCUAAUAUUCUUCUUACUUUUCAGGUUUCUUACAAAGGCUAAGUCACUUCAACUUCAACAGCUAGAGAUUGAAAGAGCCCUUUUCAAGUAUGAGAAUUUCCUAUUUCUCAAUAUGGCUCAGCACAAAGUAAUUUUUGAAGCAAUAAUGGAACAACGGAUAUCAAGCCAACUACGAAAAACUGUUUUGCCUGUGGGAAGCAUGUUUGAGGGUUGUCACAUUGCCGAAUGUACAGAUGAUGGAAGAAUUAUACAGGAGAUGGAUUUCAUGCUUAUCUUACCAGAUGCCAUUGCCACUGAAGGGGACAGUGAAGCACUGAAAUGUGUUUCAGUGGAAGGACCUAAUCCAGGUUAUGUCAAUUUGAAAGUGUUAGAUGCUACUCGCAUCUCAAUACAAGAUACACCAGCACUAAAAGAUCUGGUGGAUCCAUUCACAAUGCUUUAUGAAAUACAUAAUGAAGAACUGUUCCUUUCCCACAAAUUUGUCAAGAUGUUUGAGAGACGAGUGGAGUAUGCAGUGAUGCAUGUGAUGGGAACAAAAUUCAACCCCUCCCUAGGCCUUGAGCUUGGAAUGAAACGUAAAAAUGUGGAGGAUUUUUAUCCAGUUAUGACCAUUUUCCUUAAAGAGCCCAUCAACAUGUUGAUUUGGCCUGACUCUGAUGCUUGGCCAGACACAGCAGUAGGAGCACUUUUUGACACACUGUCAGCCAUCCAAGGAUCGCAGAGUGGCACAUCUUGGGAAAAUCAGAUUAUAGACAUAGCUCCUGCUAUACUCUGUCAAGUUCCUGCAGAUAUCAAAGAUGCAUGGCUGAGAAGAAGAAGACACUGGCCUGAUCAAAGACUAGUGGAGACAGUCUCCAGUCUUCAAAGUUACUUGCUUGCAAAGCCUCAUCCUCAUACCACAAAUAAGCUGUUGGAGUGGCGAUUCAGCUUCAGCUCAGCUGAGCUGCUUCUCAGUUCUGCUAUGGUGCCAUGGCAGAAGCAAGUGCUCAUGGUAGUUAAGGCUUUACGAAGGAAAUACUUGCAAGAACCAAAGCUUGUUGCUUCCUAUCACUUGAAAACUGUUAUGUUUUGGGUUCUGGAGUCAAUGCCCAAGCAAACAAGAGAAUCUUGUGGUCGAGGUGCUUUGUUGCUAAGCCUUAUUGAUAAACUUUUGUCAUGUCUGAAAGCCAAAAAUUUACCUCAUUUUUUCAUUCCGGAAAAUAAUAUGUUUAGUCACUAUGAAGAUGUAGACAUCCUCACAGUUCUUUCCAAAGUUCAAAGCAUGAGAGAUAAUUUGCCACUGUAUCUAACAGAAGACUUAUUCAUAGCUGCUGUUACUGAGGAAAGAGAAGAGAAGGAAUUUGAAGACACUUACUGGGGAAUUAUUUAA